Messenger RNA from Penicillium longicatenatum, 948 nucleotides. Its product is annotated as uroporphyrinogen-III synthase HEM4. Gene Ontology annotation, molecular function: uroporphyrinogen-III synthase activity. Gene Ontology annotation, biological process: uroporphyrinogen III biosynthetic process. NCBI's taxonomy places the organism in Eukaryota, Fungi, Ascomycota, Eurotiomycetes, Eurotiales, Aspergillaceae. The transcript has 2 exons. The coding region runs from base 1 to 948 and encodes 315 amino acids. The record is from RefSeq and is a predicted model, not a curated record.
AUGCCUUCAACCCCAAUCCUCCUCCUAAAAACCCGCUCAUCCCCCCACGAUGGCUAUGACGACUUUCUCUCGGCGCAAGGCUACAUUCCUUCCUUCAUCCCCGUCCUAGAACACCGCUUCAACACCAAGAACCUCUCAAACGUCCGGGAGCUAUUCGCAUCCGGCGCAUUCGAUCUAAACCACACGAAUACCAAUGCCGACUCCAAUUCCAAUGCCGAUACCCAGGAUGCUCCCGAAGCUUUCAAGAAAUACGGCGGUAUGAUUUUCACCAGCCAGCGCGCAGUGGAAGGAUUCGCAAAGAUGAUUGAGGAAGAUGGACUCCGCCUCCCAUCAACACCCCUGGUCCUCUACACAGUAGGCCCAGCGACGGCCCGAACCCUAACAACACUUCGAGACAAACAUAUCCCCACCGCAAAGAUCUACGGUGCGGACGCAGGGACGGGGGAGAAAUUGGCCCACAUGAUGCUGGAGCACUAUAACGCCUUACACGGAUGUACAUCCACAUCGAGUGAAAAGCCAGGCCUGCUCUUCCUAGUCGGCGAACAACGCCGCGAUAUCAUACCCAAAACACUUAUGUCAGACUCAUUACCAGUCCAGGACCGGAUCCCCGUGCAUGAGAUUGUGGUGUAUGAGACUGGGGAGAUGGGGUCUUUUGAGAGGGAUUUUGAGGGUGCUAUAAAGCGUGCGGAAACGCAGGGGGACUGUUGGGUUGUGGUUUUUUCGCCUUCUGGGUGUGAGGCUAUGCUUAGGGUUUUGGGGUUGGGGCCGUUUAAGAGUGAUGGGGAUGGGGAGGAAAGAAGGGUAUUCGUGGCUACUAUUGGACCUACGACGAGAGAUUACUUGCGGAGUACGUUUGGGUUCGAGGCGGAUGUUUGUGCUGAGAAACCUAGUCCUGAGGGUGUGCUGGAGGGAAUCAGGAGGUUUAUGGAGUUGCGUGACAGCACAUAG